Oncorhynchus masou masou (cherry salmon) is the source of this 1859-nucleotide messenger RNA. RefSeq lists its product as uncharacterized. The transcript is spliced from 5 exons. NCBI's taxonomy places the organism in Eukaryota, Metazoa, Chordata, Actinopteri, Salmoniformes, Salmonidae. The coding region runs from base 1 to 654 and encodes 217 amino acids. The record is from RefSeq and is a predicted model, not a curated record.
AUGUUGCAAUUUUGCAGGCACUACUACAAUAACUACUGCAGCUCCAACCGCAGCAACCACCACACAACUGCUGCUCCAACUGCAGAAACUGCUGCUCCAACAGCAGAAACUGCUUCUCCAACUGCAGCAACUGCUGCUCCAACUGCAGCUGUCACCACGCCACCUCCAACAGUGGCCACCACCACCAAUGCUGCUCCGGCGGCAGCCACCACCACUGCUGUCGCAUCAACUGAUCCUCCAUCUUCUAGUGAAGGAACCCUGAGUCUUCGGUUUAGCCUCAACCAGAUGUUCACCUCAGAUCUUGCCAACUCGUCCUCUUCAGCAUUCAAGGCUCUGGCUGGCACAGUGGUCUCGGAGGUGAACAGGAUUUUUGUUAACACCCUGAGCUUCAAUCGUUCCAUUGUCAACUCAUUCAAGAGUGGCUCCGUAGUUACCAACAUGACACUCGUGUUCAGUAACAAAUAUUCGGUUCCCAGUGCAAGCAGCGCACAGGAAACUUUCAGCAGCAGUUCCACCUCCCUGAACAUCCUACAGGGCAGCGUCAGUGUUGAGUCAUCAGUCAAUUCAGGAAGUGCUCCCCGACCCACUGCCUUCUGUCUGUCUGCCUUGCCUCUCACGUUGGCACUGCUAAUGGUACAGUUGCUGGCUAACUAAUAGCUUGUGUCAUAGCUGCUGUGGCAUUGGCUUGACCAAUGAACAUGACCAAUUUUGACCAAUUUUCCAGCUCUCAUAGAGACACCCUUAAGAUGAAUGACCUGCUUUGGCAGAAGAAUGCACAAUGGACUGUACCUGUGUUAAUUACAAAAUGAAUAUGUAUUUCAUGUACAUACCCACAAGUACACAAAAACAAAAUCAUACCUAAAUGUACUUUUUGAUGUCAAGUAUGAUAUUUGUGACAUUCCUUAAGAAUUCGUGUUGGGUUUUUUUCUGCUUGUGAGUAUUGAUAUUCAUAGUAUUGAUAAUUAAGGGAUAAAACAAAGGUAUGGAUUUUUUUGGACAAACCAAUGCUAAAAUGUAUGCGACAAGGUAAAAUGCCUAUACCUUAUCUUUCAAGUGACAGUAUUUUCACUUAUCCAUAUAGGCUCUCAAAGACAUUACUUAUUUAUUUGCAGCUUGCACAUGUUUUAUCUGUUAGAUUUAUAUGGAAAAUAAUUUUAAAAAAUGAGAAAACCUUUCCUGCAACAUGAGACAUCCAAAUCCUAUUGUAUAAUUUGUUUGCUUUUGUAUUGCCUUUUUAAUUACAAACUGCUUGUAACUUCUGCAUUUAACUUCUGCAUUUAACUACUCCAUUUAACUACUGCAUUUAACUACUGCAUUUAACUAUUGCAGACCAAAUACCUUUAUGAUAUUUACAUUGAGUUAUUUUGGGCAUAUCACUGAACUGUCAAAGUGGCCGAGGAACUAAUGCAGACCACUGCCCUGUUUUAAAAACAUUGUAACGUCUUACCUUGUUAAUAAUAUUCAAUCCAGUAUGUAAAACCCAUAGAAGUACAUUUUCUUCAUUACUGUUUUAAUAUAAUUCUAUUUUGGGUCAUGUAAGUGCGUUGAAUAAUUCAUUUAUAAAUCAUUUACAAUAUGAGUUACCAUGUGAGUAACAACUUACAAGCAUGCACCUCAAAUUAUGUUAUGAACAGUAAUCAUAUAUUUAUACUGAACAAAAAUAUAAAACGCAAAAGUCCCAUGUUUCAUGAGCUGAAAUAAAAGAUCCUAAAAUGUGUUAACAUCCCUGUUAGUGAGCAUUUCUCAUUUGCCAAUAUAAUCCAUCCCCCUGAUGGGUGUGGCACACUUUACAUGUUGUGUUUAUAUUUUUGUUCAGUAUACCUAUUAAAUUAACAUUUUGAAUUAAACAUUAAAUCAAC